AUGGCACCGGCAUGGGAGUGGUAUCAGUAUGGCUGUGUUGACGAGACAUUGUCACAUUGCUGUCAUGCUGGAAUGGUACAUAGUCGAUUUGAUGAGAAGAGGGGGAAGAGGAGAAGAGCGAAGAGAAGAGUUGCAAGGUUGUUACAUAAUGCAUUGGCUAGUCAGCUAUCUGCAACGUUCCGUGACAUCCUGUACCUGCCAAUAACAUUGCUAUCUGUCUCGCAUACUUCAUUAACUAGUUAUAAUAUGAGCAGUUGCAUAGCCUUUCAACCAAUUGAAGGCUUAAAAAAAGAAGAAAAAAACAAAACAGGUUACAGGUUAGGUGGUAAAAUUGAUGAUGACCUUUACACUUGUCAAAUUCAAUUUAUGAAUAUAAAUUUCAGACCUAUGAAUUAA
Loa loa (African eye worm) is the source of this 396-nucleotide messenger RNA. RefSeq lists its product as hypothetical. NCBI's taxonomy places the organism in Eukaryota, Metazoa, Nematoda, Chromadorea, Rhabditida, Onchocercidae. The transcript is spliced from 2 exons. Bases 1 to 396 code for a protein of 131 amino acids. The record is from RefSeq and is a predicted model, not a curated record.